GCGCACGGAUCCACAGGCAUUAGCAGCAGCGACAGGGUGGCGCGGUCCGCCACGUCCACAGGCGUUUCAGCGCCGGCGACGCAGCAGUUCCCACUUAGGUGACAGGUCAGUGUGAGCAGCCAGCCAUGGGCGAGGACCGCGACCGAGACAGAGACCGCGACCGCGACCGGGAUCGGGACCGCGACCGGGACCGGCGCAAGCGUAGCCGCUCGCGGGACAAGGACCGGCGGCACCGCUCGCGCUCGCGCGACAGGAAGCGCGACCGUUCACGCUCUCGCGAUCGCGGAGACCGCGGCGGGGUGACGAAGCUGACGCGAAAGAAGCCAAGCAAGUACUGGGACAUCCCGCCACCGGGCUUCGAACACAUUACGCCGCUGCAGUACAAGGCGAUGCAGGCGGCCGGCCAGAUCCCGACCAACCCCGUGCCAGAGUCGUUGGCAGGCGGUACGCCCGUAGUGGGUUCGGCCAUCACGCGUCAGGCGCGUCGCCUCUACGUCGGCAACAUCCCCUUCGGUGUCACCGAGGAGGAGAUGAUGGAGUUCUUCAACCAGCAGAUGCACCUCAGCGGGCUCGCCCAGGCGGCCGGCAACCCCGUGCUUGCAUGCCAGAUCAACCUAGACAAAAACUUUGCCUUCCUCGAGUUCCGCUCCAUCGACGAGUGCACGCAGGCGGUAGCGUUUGACGGCAUUAACCUGAAGGGCCAGAGUCUGAAGAUCCGGCGGCCGCACGACUACCAGCCGAUGCCGGGCAUCACCGACGGGCCGGCCUCCUCCGUGCCCGGCGUCGUCGGCGUCGUCUCGACCGUCGUGCCCGACUCGCCCAACAAGAUCUUCGUCGGCGGCCUGCCCAGCUACCUGACCGAAGACCAGGUGAAGGAGCUGCUCAUGUCGUUCGGCCAGCUGCGCGCCUUCAACCUCGUCAAGGACUCGGCCACCGGCCUCAGCAAGGGCUUCGCCUUCUGCGAGUACGUGGACACGUCGUUGACAGAGCAGGCGAUCCAGGGUCUGAACGGCAUGCAGCUGGGUGACAAGAAGCUGAUCGUGCAGCGCGCCAACGUCGGCUCCAAGAACUCGGGCAUGAUGGCGCCGGUGCAGAUUCAGGUGCCGGGCCUGCAGCUGACGAGCGGCGCCGGGCCCGCCACUGAGGUGCUCUGCCUGCUCAACAUGGUCACGCCCGACGAGCUCCGCGACGACGAGGAGUACGAGGACAUCGUCGAGGACAUCAAGAUGGAGUGCAACAAGUACGGCGUCGUCAAGAGCAUCGAGAUCCCGCGACCCAUCGACGGUGUCGAGGUGCCCGGCCUCGGCAAGGUGUUCGUCGAGUUUAACUCAGUGAUGGACUGCCAGAAGGCGCAGCAGCACUUGACGGGCCGGAAGUUCGCCAGCCGCGUCGUCGUCACGUCGUACGUCGAUCCGGACCGCUACCACCGGCGCGACUUCUGAGUGGCCUGACGCGACCCGCCGCCGGCCGGCGGGGGUGUCGCCUCGUGAGGCCCGUCGCUCGUCCAGGCGUCGCCGCGGAAAUAAUCUCCCAGUGUGGCUGUCCCGCGUGCACUUACCGACCGCGCGCACCCCGCGUCGGCUGCGCCAGGACGCGCCGCCGACCCCAGCCGCUCGGCGUACGGCGGUGUUUGGGUCGAGAGCGAGGCCCGUAGCUAUCUCAUUGCGAGAUGUGUAGCCGUCUCGUACGCGUGGCCGUCUUAGCUGUUGCUGUCAGCUCGCAGCUGCGCAUGCUUUCAGAGGCAAAAGCAUUAACGCGAUGCAGUUCAUAAUGAUGUUGGAAAGGAUCGGGCGCGGCUGCAUCUGUCAUGUUCAUUGUCUGCCCUGAUGCGCGGCGUCAGCUGCGUCUUUCGUCUUGCCCCGCACGUAACCAUGCAUCCCUCUUCAUACGGCGAGACGUAGCGAAUAAAUAUAUCAUCGGAAGACGUUUUCAGGUGUAAAGGCGUGCUACGUUUUUACUAUGCACCACUCGUUUUCAGAUUGUCUCCACGUCUUCGGCCCACACAGGUUUGUAAUGUACAUCACCGUCCGAACGUUGUUCUGGCACUCCGGCAUUGGUUAAACACCGAUCUGUUGUGAGGUGAC
Molecule: messenger RNA, 2084 nt
Organism: Pollicipes pollicipes
Lineage: Eukaryota; Metazoa; Arthropoda; Thecostraca; Pollicipedomorpha; Pollicipedidae
Product: splicing factor U2AF 50 kDa subunit-like
Exons: 1
Coding region: 126-1442 (438 amino acids)
Biological process (GO): mRNA processing
Cellular component (GO): nucleus
Molecular function (GO): RNA binding
Source: RefSeq, a predicted model, not a curated record